Carcharodon carcharias (great white shark) is the source of this 7405-nucleotide messenger RNA. It is a transcript of the gene slx4, whose product is annotated as SLX4 structure-specific endonuclease subunit homolog (S. cerevisiae). The record is from RefSeq and is a predicted model, not a curated record. NCBI's taxonomy places the organism in Eukaryota, Metazoa, Chordata, Chondrichthyes, Lamniformes, Lamnidae. Gene Ontology annotation, cellular component: Slx1-Slx4 complex; nucleus. The transcript is spliced from 16 exons. Gene Ontology annotation, molecular function: enzyme binding. Gene Ontology annotation, biological process: resolution of meiotic recombination intermediates; meiotic DNA double-strand break processing; DNA replication. The coding region runs from base 647 to 6370 and encodes 1907 amino acids.
AUUUCCCCCCCCGAGGCUGUACAGUUCCUGUAGCGGGAAGACUGGCCUGUUGUUGUAAUGGUUGAUAUUUUGAGCAACCUGGAUAAAAGUCUGAUCUACCUCGGGGGUGGAGAGCUGCCCCAGAAAGAUGCCGGGGACUGACAGGGUUAAAUUCUGAGGCCUGCUUCAGGUUGUUUACACUGGGUUCGUAAUCAGUAUAAGAAAGAUUAAAGGGUGAUUAAUGGAAGUAUUUUCAAUGAUUGAAGUAUUUGAUGGGAUAAAGACAAACUAUUUCCUCUGAUGGGAGGAGUCCACCAGAACGAGGGGGCAAAACCUUAAAAUUAGAGCCAGGUUGUUCAGGACUGUUGUCAGGAAGCACUUCUUCAUAUAAAGGGGUGUGGAAAUCUUGAACUCUCUCACUUCACCCUUGUGAACUGAAAGUGUCAAAACUGAAAUUGAUAGGUUUUGUUGGAUUAGGGUAUGAAGGGAUAUGGGACAAAGGAAAAAUAUGCUGCCUGCAUAGAACAAUCCCCUCAACACAUCAGUCAGUCUCAGUGAACCUUUGUGGCACUCCCUCCCAGGCAUUUGGAAAACAAAGAGGAUGGUUUUGAGUUGUGGUUAUGGCUGAUCUCCAUGUUCACCUUGUAAUGUAACACACAUUGUACUGAUGGAUGAAUCAGACGAUGAUUUUGUUGAACUCUGUAAGACAGCAUCCAGGUACCCGGUUGAAGGUGGAGGGAAGAAAUGCAAAUCUGUCUGCUGGAACCGCACGAGUUCCUUUGCAGCAAAGAUGAAAUUAAAAGAAAAACAAACAUCGAACACUGAGACAAACUGCAGUAACAAGAGCAAAGUCCACAGUGAUGGGGCAACAGAGAACCAUCAGACUAGGGCAACUGAAUGUCUGGCACAUGACCUGCCUGCCCUUCCCCGCAGCAGCCAAGUGUGCGUAACCACUGAGGAUGUCAUUGUGCAUCAGCCUUCAAAACCUGAGGCUUCACUGUGCUCUGGGACUGUUGCGAUUAACAGUGGUUUACCAGGCCGUAUAUGGACUGGCAGCCUCGGCCAUUCGGCAAUUAUGAAGAAAAAUGUUUGCAAAGGCCUGGGUGUGAAAGAACGAGUUUUGGGAAAUAUGCAGAAGUUUCGGAGGAAGGAACCUGAGCGUUUGAGACACGGCGGCGAUGAUGUGAGAAUACUGUCAGUUUGUACCAUCCAAGAGGAUGAGAAAAGCAAGGAAUUCUGCUCCUUGGACACAAACAGAGAGAAUGGUGGAAGAGACAGUCAGUCAGCCGCAGUAUCCCUUCCCGUACCAUUUGAUCCUAAGGAAGAUGCUGGUGACUGCCAGGCAACUGCAGACAGUGAUAUGGCCUUGGCGUGGACAAUACAACAGGAAGUGGGAGCAGCUGAUGCCUAUACCCUUGAAGACAAUGGGCUCUUUUUUUGUGUAAUCUGUCAGAAGGAUCUUUCUAACAUGAACUCCGCUCGGCGCACACAGCACAUCAACAGGUGCUUAGAUGAAGGAGAGCAGAGAACAGCUACAACGGUCUCUUUAAACAUACCUUCAGUUCCUGAAUGUCCAAUUUGCGGGAAACAGUUUAAAAGCUUCAAGAGCCGAGCGAUCCACCUCAAACGCUGUGCCAUUGAAUUGGAGGUCCCACCACAGUUAUUGCUGCAGGCAGUUCAGAGACAGAACUCACAGUGUCUUGAAAGCUCAGCUUACUCAACAAGCCUUCAGCCAGGUCGAUUAAAGAGAAAAGUUUCAACAAGAGAAAAUGCAUUGCCAAAGAAGUGCAAGCCCACCAGGGAGAAGCCAGUGGAUGAGGAUACAAUGGUCGCCAUGGCGUUAUCUGCAUCCUUGUUGGAACAACAGAAAGGGGAGCAAGAGAAGCAAAAUGUAUCCCUGCACGCUAAUAACUUUAGCCUUACCAAAAUGGUGGUGGCAGCAGACAAGAGAGUUCGGAAGAAGAGGAAGGACGUCCUUCCCCCAUUGUUGUUGGUGCAGGACCCUGAGACGGCAAUCAAACGGGUCCAAAAUAGUUUGGCAACACUGCUAUCUGAGGAAAUGGAAAUAUGUAGCACCCCUCCGCUGCCAGCAAGCACUUUCUGUGUGGGUGGAAUACUGAGGCACGUCUGCCAUGUGAACCCAGGGAUAACCGAGCAAGAUAGCCUGUGGUGUCGCAGUGCCUUGUCUGGAGCCAGUGGUUGGGACUCAUCACUCUUUUACACAAGUGACUUGGCCCCUCCUAUAAUACCAUGGAAACUGCAACAGGGGCAUGAUCAGGAAUUUUCGAGUUGUAAGGAGCAGAUGUUAUCUUCUACAAUGGCUGCCAAAGCCCUUAUAAAACCUCCCUUGGAGCUGAUCCAUCAACAGUCUUCACCAGUUGGCCAUCGAAAUGAGAUUGGGACUGAGGACGUGCCCAUGCCCAGGAGUCAGCAAGAUCAGACGUUCUUUGACUUGAUGGAUUUAGCUGGUGAGGGAAUGACGUUGACACAAUGGAAUUAUGGGGUGAAGAGUGAGCAAGACAAUGGAGUAACAGGAAGAAACAGAAAGAACUCUUUAUCGGAUGACAUUACGCCAAGUGGAUUUGUUCCAGCUCAGAGAGAGAGAAUUUGUGGAAAUAAUAUGCAUCAUGGACAACAACUGAAGAAACUGAGUGAAGACCUUGGAGGGAUGGUGAACAAUCCCCACCUGAGUGAUGUGCAGUUUCAGAUGGAUAGUGGUGAGAUUGUGUAUGCUCACCAGUUUGUUCUCUAUGCUCGCUCUCCACAGCUUGUGCAAAUUGUGCAUGAUGAAGGAUUCUUGGUAGAAGAGGAUGGUGCUGUCAUGACCCGCAGACUCUUAAUGUCUGAAGUUACAACAGAGGCAGUUUGUACAUUCCUUCAAUAUCUGUAUACUGCUAGUAUCUCUGUAUCUCCCACUGUGCUUUCAGAGCUCCACGCUCUCGCUAACAGGUUUGCUGUGAAUGAGUUGUUAGAGAUCUGUGAAGCCGGUCCAGACGAAGCUGAGGCUGAUGGAGAUAGUUCGGAAAACGAUCCUUUCACCGAAAUAGAAGUCAAAAUGCACGGAAAUAGAGAAGACAAUCUCCAAGACCUUUUGAGAUCAAUGUGGAUGGGAGAAUCUGAGGAGCCUGCCUUGGAUGUCAAAUCUGCAGAGUAUGAAGAUGAAGAAAAGGUCAAUGAGAAAGUUGACGAUGAGGAAUUAGAAGAAAUUUAUGAGUUUGCAGCAACUCAGAGAAAAAUUAUGAGAACCUCCCUUAAGACUCCAGAUAGUGAGGGACCCAAUCAGAAGAACAGCAGUGUGGAAAGCAGAGAAGAAACUGAUGCAUAUGGAGAAAAUGAGCACAAUGAAGAGGGAUUAAGAACUGAAAGUGAAACAUUUCGAAAUUGUGUGUCUUCCAUGACUGAAAGAGAAAGGGGAUCUGAUUCUCAAUGUCUUUUGAAGACUCUAGAAGAGUCCAAGAUGCAGGAACCCUCUCAGAAGGUUAACACAUUUCAACUGGAAGGAUCACAGAAGCAUACAGAACCUGAUUUGAAUUUAAAUACCAGCGAUGACUGCCUCUUUUCAGAAACUGAUUUAUCAGUAGAAUCUGAGCAAGAUAUGGAGCUUGGAGAAAAGUAUGAUUAUGAUGUCCCUGAAGAAGACAAGCCUUUGGCAGCAAAAGGCAGUCAUUCGUUUAGCUCCUCUGCCAACUGCAGCAUUAACCGAAUAUCACCCGUGUGUGAGGUUGAAAGUCCCUCUGCUUGCCCAAGUUUGUCUGAUCUGCCUUUGGUUGGCCUGUCACCUUUGGAAACUUGUACAAAUGUGAAAUCUCCACAGGAACGCCUGUCUUUGGUCUCAGCAGCAAUCUCAUCCCUUGGAGCUGUACACCAUGUGAAUCCGUCUGAAGUAUUGUCUUGUGACUCUCUGAUUUCAAAUGGACAACUAAAUUUGGCAAAUGAAAGGUGUGAUAAUCCUAGAGUUCAUCAGGAACUUGAUGCUCACAAAGCCCCAAAAUACUUAGGAGAAUGCCCAUCAAACCAAAAAUCCCUUUCAACAAGUGCUCUUUGCUUGCAGAUGCCAUCCCAAAAUACCUGUGACAUGCAACACUGCAAUCUGUCACCACCCAUUAGCAUUGACUCCAGUCAGUCUCCAUCAGAAAAUAAAUCCAAUGAUACCCUGGUGGUCAUAGACUCAGAUGAAGAAAUGGAAAUAACUGAAAACAAAAUGUCAGCACCCUGCUCUGAAAACAAACAAUUAAUGCCUUUGUACAACGUGAAAUGUCCUAGUGCUGAAUUAGACUCUUAUCCAUGUGGGAAACGAUUUAGUAUUAGGUCUGACAUGGCAUUGAGUUCUAAAAUUGAUGCUGAGCAGAGAAACUUCAGAGUUUCUGGAAUUCCAUCCAAGUGUUUGGAAGAGGUAUAUGACAAUAGCAUUUCAGUGUUGUCCAUGUAUGGUGUUGCUAAACAGGUGGCUAACCAUGAAAGCCAAGCUAAGGAUAGUGAAAGUGAGCUGACUCUACAGCUUAGCAGUGACGGUGAACAGAGCAAUGAAGACCGUACUGUGGAGGGGUCAUGGCUGGUACCAGCCACUCCACUUUCAACAAGAACUAGACAGUGUUCCACACCGGCUACAAAUUCUCACUUUCUACAGAAUCAAAAUGUUAAAAGGGGCAAGUUGUCAGUUGAACAGGAGGUUACAGUAUUAAAAUCUGGUGUGGAGCAGGAAAAAGCACAGGCAAUUAUCCCAUUGAAGGAAAUGUUCAGAGAUGCCAAAGAAAUAAACCUAGUUAGAGAGUUGGAUUGUCCUGCAGAGAGGAAUUCUGUCAAUCAGUCAUUGAGUGAUUCGCUGCCUUCAUCCCCGAUUCCUCCCACACAGACCUCUGAUUGUAAUGUUGAUUUGGAAUGUGAGGGCACUUCAGUCACCCAUUCUCCUUCAGCUCAGCUAGAAGGAGCACUGUCAGUGUCACUUUGUUCUGAAGAGAAGGAAGCAACAGACAAGUCUGUGCUGGAGAUUGAAGACACUGAAGAGGAGAUGCCAACAGCUGAAGCUGAAGAUAGCUUUCAGUUUGAAGAUGGGCCCCCAAUACCAUAUGACGAGUGUUGGAUUUCUGAAGGUAGUCCUCAACUUGAAGAGGAAGAUUCUAAUGGUGAAGAUGCAUUUCUUCACAAGACAAUCGAGCAAGUGAAGAAUAAGGAUGAACUAUAUCUUGUUACAAACACAGAGAACAAAAAUAGCACACCUCUUCCAGAAAAAUCAAAGCCCAGUAUGUCCUUUCCAUCUGUUCAAGUAGACCAGAGCAGGAAAGCUGAUGAAAAGAACCUUUCAGGCAGGCAACAUCCCAGAUUUUUUGAUUCUAAUAUCUGGAAUGAUUGGGACGAAGAUGAGGAGUUUCCUGAACUCCUCCCUGGAUUAUCUCAAAAGUUACCCGUGCUUCAGAAAGACAGCACUAAUUUCAGACAACAUGUUGGCGAGCACAAGACUCCAGCACCUGUUAACAGAAGGAAAGAUCAACUUCCAUUGGUUCCCAUCACCCCAGAACCACCUUAUUCAACAAUGGCCACCCCACACCUAAAGAAAGAACUGGGCAAGUUUGGUGUUCGACCUCUGCCAAAGAAGAAAAUGAUUCUGAAAUUGAAAGAGAUUUACCAAUAUACCCAUCAAGUCAUUCAACCUGGUUCUGAGUUCCAUUCGAAACAGGAAGUAUCAUCUUCGCAGCCUUGCAUCCGAAAAACAAUCCCAGUUCUAACGAGCAAACAAAAGGCGGGCACCAUAAACCAAUCCCAGCCAGUUUCAUCGCGAACAGACCGGCUAAUACCAUGCUCCAAAAAACAAUCAAAGUCUGUUUCAGCAGAAUCCAGCAAACCAGCCUUGAAAGGUCGGUUGCAGGCCAUUUCUAAAAGAAAAGGGAAAAGCUGUGUUCCUGAAUCACACAGACCAGAAGCCAAGUCACCAUCGAAAGCUGUUGCUCCUGAUGUGGCCAACCAGCUCUCUUCAUCUCAAAGCUCCUCUUCAGCGGGGAGUGAGAGCUCCUUUGAAUCACAAAGGCUGUUGGCCGGUGAGUUUGACAAUAUCUUUAGCACAGAUUCGGACGAUGAAGAGGAUGAUGGAAUCACUCCAUCACAGGCAGUAACCCGUGAUGCAGAUACAACAGAGGCCAUACGACAGUAUAUUCGGUCAGACCCAUCUCUGUACAGUAACAUGCUGCAGUACAAGCCUUUUGAGCUGUCAGACCUCCACCAGCAGCUUAAGGAAAAUGGGAUAAAGGUUUCCAAGGGGAAAUUGCUGGAUUUUCUCGAUGCUCACUGUAUUACUUUUACCACAGCUAGAGCGAGGAAGGAGAUGUUAAAGCGGAGAAAGCAGAGCGCUGAUAAACGGCGUAAAGGAAAGCCGAGUCAGUGCCGCAGGAAGAAGUAAGUGCUGCUAUUUCAGCGACUAAAACAUUCCUCUUCUAUAAUAAUAGUAGAAAUGUAAUAUCCAUCUAGUUUGGAACCCAUCUUAUUAUGAGUGUGAUUAUACAUUCGACCAAGAACACUUACCACAUUGUAUUUUAAUUCAGGAGCUUUGAUGCAUCAGUGUUAACUGCUAUAAAAUGAGGAAAUGUACCUCCUGUAGAAUAUUUCAAUAACUGUAGCACUACUUCAGGACCAUCAUGAAAGCCAGCAUUGUUGUAACAAGAUUGUCAUCAUAUCACAGAAAGGUGUGAUCUUAAUUGAAAGUUGAAUGCAUUGACUUUCAGACAUGUUCUAGUCAACAGUCUGUACUUCACGUUUUAAAUUAUGUUGAAAGAAACAAACCAUAAAAUAAGGAGACUUGCUUGCAGAAGUGACGCUAUUUUUGGAUGUUAUUGUUCAAACAACAAACUGGCAGUUUCUUUAUCAGCGUGGCACUGGCCUCACUUCUGAUUUCUGCUGGCUGGUCACUCUUUUGGCUCAGGUAGGAACAUUGCAAGGAAUUGCAAGCAACUUGACCUCAAAGGAAUGCGAGAAGAAAGGGCCUUCUUCACUGGGACCAAGCAAUUUAAUCAAAAAACUUAUCCCCUUGUGUUUGGUUCCCCUUUAAUAUCUCCUACCCGGGGGUGGUAGUCUAAUUCAAAAUAAUGUAUGUUUGUAUAUAAUUGGGUAAGAAAUUCUUAACUUUGUAUAUGUGUAAUUGAAAAAAAAACUAGAAUAGAUUUUGUCUGUUGGAUGUGUGUGCAAUAAAAGUUACACUGGCUUUUUCUUAUACCUGUCAUAAAAAAUGAGGCAUUUGGAUAAUCAAUGGCAGAGCUGAAAUGGAUAUACUUUUCUCCAGACUGUUAAUACAUUUUGUGUGUUCCGUGUGCAAUUAUUAACAACUGCCAGUGUCCAAUCUCUGCGAUUAAGUGGACCAAGAGCUUCACUUAAAUAUAAAUGUUAUGUUAUCAGAAUUGUAACUGCUUUUUAAAAAAAAAAUAAACAAAUGCACUUUUAA